UUUUUACUGCUUAAUCGAAUAUUACUAAUUUUUCGAAAACUUUUUGGAGUAAAUAGCUCAUUUUUCGUCAAAAUGCUUAAACCCUGAAGGAAAAACCCGAUUGUAAAGCUGAAUUCUUCAUCCAACGAAGUAACUGAAAAGGAAUGAAUAGAGUGAGGACUCCUUUGCGCUCAAUCGCAGACACCUUAUGUAAAUCGAAAUCACGAGAACAUGGGCGAAGAAAUGUGAUCGGAAGAUUGGGGAUAUGUAGAACUCUUGCAAAUAUGAAUGGUCGUGUGUUUUUGGGAUAUGGAGAAGAGUCAAUAACAAAGUCCUUGCAAAUUCAAAUUGUUAAUGCGCUUCGCUCGGGUGAGAGAAGCCGAGCUUCUAGCCUGCUUGUAGAUCUUGGUAAUGGACACCAGUCAUUAAAUGCUGCUGAUUUCGUUUACAUUCUUAACUACUGUGCAAGGUCACCUGAUCCUUUGUUUGUUAUGGAAACAUGGAGAUUGAUGGAGGAAAAGGAGAUUGGCUUGAAUAACAAAAGCUGUUUGCUUAUGGUGCGAGCUCUCUGUAAAGGAGGUUACUUGGACGAGGCAUGCAAUUUGAUUAAACUUCUUGGCGAGAAUCGUGGCAUUUAUCCUCAUCUUGCAGUAUAUAACUGCUUUCUAGGAGCCUGUGCUAAAAUGCAAAGUGUAAUUCCUGCCAAUCAAUGUUUAGAUUUGAUGGAGCGUCGAAAGGUCGGGAAAAAUGAAAUUACCUAUUCUGUGCUUCUCGAGCUUGCAGUUUGGUGGCAAAAUCUAUCUGCAGUCCAUGAAAUUUGGAAGGACUAUACCAAAAACUACAGUCUAAAUAUAAUUCUUCAAAAGUUUAUCUGGUCCUUUACAAGAUUGAAGGAUUUAAAAUCUGCAUGUGAAACAUUGCAACAUAUGGUGGCUUUAGCCGUUAGUGGGAAGCUUUUUGUUAGUAGGACUCAUCAAGGAAGGUAUUCUUCAAGAUUAGACAUCCCCAUACCAUCCAAAGGUGAAUUAGGUUCACAACAAGUGAAAUUGGGAGAGAAUGAGCUGUCUCUUGAUUUGAAAUUUGGCACUGAUGCCUCCAACAUAGAGAAAUGGCAGUCUGUGAGUGCUACGGUUGGUAUGCUGAAUAAUUAUAAGAGCUUGCCUGUUAUGAAAGUCCUGAGGUGGUCUUUCAGUGAUGUACUACUUGCUUGUGCACAAGCUGGAGAUUAUGGACUAGCAGAAGAAUUGAUGGUGCUGAUGCAAAAUCUUGGAUUGCAGCCAUCAAGCCAUGCAUAUGAUGGCUUUGUGAGAGCUGUUGUUCCAACAAGAGGAUUUAGUGUUGGCAUGAAAAUGUUAGAAGUAAUGAAAGAGAGAAAUGUGAAGCCUCGUGCUUCAACUCUUGCAACUAUAACAGUACAAUGUAGUAAAGCAUUAGAACUUGACUUAGCUGAGGGUCUGCUGGAUCAAGUUUGUGAAUGCCCCUAUCCAUAUCCUUAUAACGCUUUUCUUGGUGCAUGUGAUAUUAUGGAUCUGCCAGAGCGAGCUGUUCGGAUAUUGACUAAAAUGAGACAAAUAAAGCUUCAGCCGGAUAUCAAGACAUAUGAGCUACUAUUUUCAUUGUUUGGUAAUGUGAAUGCUCCCUAUGAAGAAGGCAAUAUAUUGUCACAAGUUGACUCAAUAAAAAGGAUAAAUGCUAUAGAAAUGGAUAUGGCUAAAAAUGGUGUUCAACAUAGUCAUUUAUCAAUGAAGAAGUUGCUAAAAGCCCUUGGAGCUGAGGGGAUGACUAGAGAACUGCUUCAAUAUUUACAUGUUGCUGAGAACCUUUUCUGCCAUACCAAUACUUAUUUGGGAGUACCCAUCUAUAAUAUAGUUCUGCAUUCACUUGUUAGGGCUAAUGAAAGUCACAUGGCGAUACAAAUUUUUAAAAAUAUGAAAUCAUGUGGUUUCCAACUAACUGCUGCAACAUACAGUAUAAUGAUUGAUUACUGUAGCACAAUAAGAUGUUUCAAAUCUGCUUGUGCACUAGUUUCCAUGAUGAUACGUGAUGGGUUUUAUCCAGACACACUGACAUAUACUGCUCUAAUAAAGAUCUUGCUGGAUUGUGAAAAUUUCGAUGAAGCAUUAAAUCUUCUGGAUCGGCCAAGUUUAGAAGGGUAUCAACUCGAUGUAUUAUUGUAUAAUACCAUCCUUAAAAAAGCAAGUGAAAAGGGAAGGAUCGACAUAAUUGAAUUUAUUGUUGAGCGGAUGCAACAAGACAAAGUCCGGCCUGACCCAUCAACCUGCCAUCUUGUAUUUUCUACAUAUGUUGAUCGCGGUUUUCACAAUACUGCCAUGGAAGCAUUGCAGGUUUUGAGUAUGUGGAUGAUCUCCGAUGAAGACAGCACACUGGAAGAAAAGAAGAGAGAAUUUGAGGAUGAUUUUGUACUUUCUGAGGGCUUGGAAGCUGAGUCAAGGAUACUCAGGGUUUUUAAGGAUCAUGAUGAACAUCUUGCUGCAGCACUUUUGAAUUUAAGAUGGUGUGCUAUACUUGGGUUUCCGAUCUCUUGGUCACCUAAUCAAAGUCAAUGGGCUAGAAGACUGACAACUAAUUAUGAUUCAACCAGGGCUGUCUUAUGGGCGUAGCCAGCUAAAAUGCCUUUUAGUCGGAUUCAAUUUUUUUAAGCAUUAAUUGUCCAAGAGUUUUAUGAUACGGGCUUUGCAGAUUAGAAAGCUGUCCCAGCUCGGUAGGACAUGCAAAAAGGCCGUAAUGAGAAGACCACUAUAAAUAUCAAACCGGUUGGCAGUUUGCUUGCUCGAGUUGAAGUCUGCAUAAACGAAUAGAAGAUGCUAAGAAAGAUUCUUCACACUGUGCAACCAUGUUUUGGGGGCAGGCUACGAGGCCCUAGUUACUAGCAAUCAGUGGAGGAAGCAGAAGACCCUGCAAGGUAAUGGAUAACAUUGAUUGCUGGCAAAUCGUAAAGACCAUUAAAGGGUGUUAAAUAACGUCUCCAAUGGCAGCUGUGAAAAA
Durio zibethinus is the source of this 2985-nucleotide messenger RNA. Its product is annotated as Tetratricopeptide repeat (TPR)-like superfamily protein. The record is from RefSeq and is a predicted model, not a curated record. NCBI's taxonomy places the organism in Eukaryota, Viridiplantae, Streptophyta, Magnoliopsida, Malvales, Malvaceae. Gene Ontology annotation, molecular function: protein binding.